AUGGUUCGCAAGGCAGUCGUCGCCAGCAUGGCCGUUGGUGCCCUUGCUUCAGUCAGCGCUUUCACACCGAAACUCAACGCGGCGGGAGAAGAGUUACGACUCAUCAAGACGUCUGAUGCUGAUAACGGUACAUGGUACACCGAGCAAGAGAAACUGGAUCUCUUCAUCUCCACGCCUUCGUGUGCACACUUUAUGGACAUCACGGAGACUCAGGAGCUCGAGGAACACCGCGUUGCUGUUGCAAAUGGGUUCAAAGUCGACAAACGUCAAUCUGCAUCAUUCCCUUCGGCAGCCUCUCACCAGACUGAAACCAACAAAUUGCUUGCUCAAAUUAGCAAAACAAAUCCCAAGACAUGGGCUACGACUUUGACGAACAUACACAACCGAUAUUACAAGGGCUCUUAUGCUGCAUCGUCAGCUACGACGGUUUUCAAUCUUGUGAAGAAUGUUGCUGCUGCCAACACGAAGAUCACUGUCAAGCAAUUCACUCACAGCUACAACCAGCCAUCAGUGAUCGCAACCAUCCCAGGGUCAUCUGCAAAUGUUGUAGUCGUAUCUGGUCACUUCGAUUCCAUCAACCAGGCCAACCCUACGACUGGUCGCGCACCAGGCGCCGAUGACAACGCUUCUGCUGUCGUUACUAUACUUGAGUCUCUCCGCGUCCUGGCCGCGGCCAACUAUGCUCCAAAGAACACCCUUGAGUUCCACUUCUACUCUGGCGAGGAAGGUGGUCUCUUGGGUGCACGUGCUGUUAUGCAAGAUUAUGUCAAACGCAGUAUCAAAGUUCUUGCUGUUAUGAACCAAGACAUGACUGCAUACUCACCCAACCACAACAUUGCAGUCUACACCGAUUACGUGAGCACACCACUGAGCAACUUCAUCAUCAAGUUGGUACCUGUGUACACUGCUCUGCCCGUGAUCACCGACCGAUGUGGUUACGCCUGCAGCGACCAUGGUGCUGCAUACGAUGCAGGCUACCCUGCUGCGUAUGUCUGCGACGAGAACAUGGUGGAUGCGACGCCCUAUAUUCACACUGCAAACGAUGCGCUCUCGACUAUGGACUUCGAGCAUCUGCACCAGCACGUACGUUUGACCCUUGGGUUCCUUGUGGAAGGAUCCUACUUCUGAAGCACUCUUUUAUGGAGCAACGUAACUGUUUGACUGCUGAGCUCCUGGAAGCAUGCAACAACAGUCAACCUUUCCUUGGAGCAGUUGCGUGUUCCAUGCAUAAAUUAUCGUCCCUGACAGAAAUAUGAUCAGGAUGUGCGCCUGCAAUAA
This is a messenger RNA of Ascochyta rabiei, 1278 nucleotides long. Its product is annotated as Bacterial leucyl aminopeptidase. The record is from RefSeq and is a predicted model, not a curated record. The transcript has 4 exons. Gene Ontology annotation, molecular function: metalloexopeptidase activity. Lineage: Eukaryota; Fungi; Ascomycota; Dothideomycetes; Pleosporales; Didymellaceae. The coding region runs from base 1 to 1128 and encodes 375 amino acids. Gene Ontology annotation, biological process: proteolysis.